Molecule: messenger RNA, 2199 nt
Organism: Schistocerca nitens (vagrant locust)
Lineage: Eukaryota; Metazoa; Arthropoda; Insecta; Orthoptera; Acrididae
Exons: 9
Coding region: 313-1266 (317 amino acids)
Source: RefSeq, a predicted model, not a curated record
CGCCGCCGUCAAAGCGCGCAGUCACACCGCGCUCCAACGGCCAGUCGCGGGUUAACAGCUAGUCGCCAGCCGGCCGCAGGAGCGUGCAGUGCAGCAGCGUCUUCUCCAGUCGCCGGACACCCAGACGGCGCUACUGAGAAACACCACGUUGUUCGACCAGUACUCCAUAACUCGGAGAGGCUUCUCCAAGACGAGUGUAAUAAGAGUCAUCAAGGAAACGAGACUUCCCUGUACCACAAGAAAGAGUCCUCAAGGACACGCGACUUCCCUGUAGCUCAAAAAAGAUACACAUUGUGAAACUGAGACUCCAAGAUGAGGCAGUCUUUGCUAUGGUGUCUCCCACUUAUCAUCGUCCUUUUUGCAUGGGAAGCGACCAGUCAUGGCAGGCUGAUCGAACCACCUUCCAGAGCUACCAUGUGGAGGUAUGGUUUUGACACACCACCAAACUACAAUGACCACGAACUGUAUUGUGGUGGCUUCUCGCGUCAGUGGAAUAAAAAUAGUGGCAAGUGUGGAAUAUGUGGUGAUCCUUGGGAUUCACCAACGCCUCGUGCCCACGAAGCUGGUGGCAAGUAUGGCCUGGGUGUGAUAGUUCGUAAGUACAAACCUGGUGCAGCUAUUCCAAUAAGAGUGGAGCUCACAGCCAAUCAUCAAGGCUAUUUUGAGUUUCGACUGUGUCCACACAACAAUCCUCGUCGAGUUGCCACCCAGGAAUGCCUGGACAAGCAUCUACUGGAACAGGCACGUGGUGGUGGUGCACGAUUCUACCCCGGCAGUGGCGGAAAUCGUGUAUUUGAGCUCCGAUAUAAACUUCCUGCUGGGCUGACAUGCUCACAAUGUAUCUUACAGUGGAGGUACAUAGCAGGGAACAAUUGGGGAAACUGCCCAAAUGGAACAGGAGCUGUCGGCUGUGGACCACAGGAAGAAUUCCGUGCUUGUGCUGAUGUUUCAAUUGACUCUGGCGAAGGCACUGUUGAAACAGAGACAACCGAGACCUUGGAGACAUCUGGAACGACUGUACCAGCCACAGGGGUUACAACACCAACACCCGAGACAGUCGCUGUGGAGCGCUGGCUGGUUGUUUCUAUUGUGCUCGCAACACUUGUUGGAGUGUGUGCUAUCAUUGCGUUGCUCUAUCUGUAUUUCUACCAUGCUCGUGAUACAGUCAAACGAUGGCUGGCACGCAAGCAGCCCAUUCCACCUCCGAGGACACGCAAACAUCUGCACCAGCAGCAACAAGAAGAGAGACUGCAGCAAGAGGCAUAGGUUGCAUGAACAAUGUGAACCAAUACAGUCCUUUUCUACUGUGCUAAUACUGAGCAUAAUGUUUGUUUAUAUUCCUUCCCUGAUUUGACAGCAGUGAUUUUUGCAAUUUCCUCCACCCACAAGACACCUAUUCAGUAUUCUUUAUUGGAGGAGGAAAUAUCCCAAAUGAAAAUGUAAUGUGACUCCAUACAAAAAUUAUGGGAAGUCAUUUUUUUACAAUACUAUGUUUGUUACAUGCAUACGACAAUUAUUUAAUUAUAGAAAAAUGAACAUGAGACUGACUGUAAGGUUGUCUCACUGUUGUGAACCAACUGGACAAUACUGCUUUUAAAAGAUAGAUUCUGCUCCACCUAUCCAUGAACACCACAAGUUUGUAUUUAUUUUUGUGGUGUUGAAACAUCUUGUCUGAGUACAAAUACUGAAACAUGGAAAGAUGAUGGAGUGUUGUUAAUGAAUUAAGUUAUAUGGUUUCUAAGAUUAUCUGAUUAUAUCUUUUCAUAGUCUGAAUUCACAAAGAAAGUGUGUUUCUUAUUCAUUUCCACAUAAGAAUCACUGAAAUGGUUAGUUACCAUUCGAGAAGCAGAACUGUAACGGUACUGUACUGCUGCUAUAUUCAAUGUAUGGAAAACAAACUAAAAGUUAAAUAGAAAAACGGUGGGUUUAAAAAUGAAAAAGUUUCAAUGAAACAAAAUUACUCUACAUCUGAGCAAAACUCGGGCUAAUAGUCAAUUGCUUAUCAUAAAUUAAAUUAUGUUAUAACUGUUGAAAAUUGUACAAUGUCAAUAAUUCUAAUUUAUGAGAACAGUGAAGAUACAAAUCAACUGGGUACCAAAAACAUUUUUCUUACACAAAAAGAAAAGUAAGAAGUUCUAAAAAUGCACUGCUUCGGAAAUAUUCUGUAACUGAGAGAGUUAUGUGUUGUACAUAUUUAUA